ACUUAUCUUCUCCACCUUCUCUAUCUGUAUGACUUUAACGGUUCUUAACGUUAUUAAAGGCGUCCGAGUCAUCGUGCAGCCUCAUGAGUCGCAAUCCUUCCCUGAAGAUUUUGACCUAGGGGGUUAAAUGUUGGUGACACCGGAUAGUAGGAAUGGUGGAGGCUCCUCUAUGGCCAAAGCUCAGCUCGUCCACCGCGCUGGAGCUGCUUCAGCCCGCGUGCAGCCCUCCAUACCUGAAGAGCCGGCCGAUAGCACCGAUGACAAUCACGAUGAAUACCUCGGUUCUUGCAAUAUCGAGGAUGAUGAAGAGGGGGACUAUGAAGAGUACGACGAGUUCUCCCAGCUGCCCGACACCAGGAGCAUCACCUCAGAUGACUCCUUUUAUCCGCCGGAAGACUUUGACGACUCGGAGAGGAGCCCGUCUGUGGAAAGCGAGACGGCGCCGCUGAGCUUCUUCCAGGCAUGCUGCAGCAACCAGGCGCUCACGGUGAAGUUCAUGAUACGGCGGGGCGUCACGGAGGACGAGGUCAGGGAGACGGACAAGAACAACAGGACUGGUUUGAUAGUGGCCUGUUAUCAGGGGUACGUGGACGUGGUCAUCGCACUCUCUGCGUGUCCUCAUUUGGAUGUAAACUGGCAGGACAACGAGGGCAACACAGCCCUCAUCACAGCUGCCCAGGCAGGGCACAUCACAAUCACAAACUACCUACUCAACUACUUCCCUGGCCUUGACAUUGAUAGGAGGAACUGCCUUGGUUUCACUGCUCUGAUGAAAGCUGCUAUGCAGGGCAGAGUGGACUGCGUCCGGGCUCUGAUGAUGGCAGGAGCUGAUCUGGAGGCUCGAGAUCACGGCCGUAAGUUGACCCCUCGCGAGUGGGCCUUGUACACUGGCCGCAAAGAGACAGCCUUCGUCAUGCUGCGCUUGAUGCAGCGUCCUUGUCCAGAGCAGUGUUCCGAAGCCUACAGGCCUGAGUGGCCCUUGCUGCCUGCACUGGUAUCCAAAGCCCAGCAGCCCAAAGGCUGCAUCCAGAAGAUCUCAGAGGCGAUCCGGGAAGCCCUUGACAUCAGCAACGUGACGGAAGCCACAGAGGAGGGGGUUCUAGAUCACAUGGUGCGCAUGACCACAUCUCUGGGCAGCCCCUUUAUCGCUGUGACCUGCCGAACAGUGUGUCCCGGUAGCCCCCCUUGCGUGGGCAAACGGCAGUACUCUGUCCAAGAGAUUCUAAAGAAGCAGCGGAUACAACAGCUAAAGGGUCUCGGGCCGGUACAUCUGGAGAGCUACAAGCAUCUCUUCCAGAACUCUCAGGUCACGCUGGUGCCUAAGCCCAAGGACCGGCGGGCCAGCCUGCAGUCUCAGGGUCUCAGGGACUCCUCGGACUCAUCAGCUGCAGCGGCACGGAGAGCCAGCCUCCUGCCGCUCCACCUGGUCAAGAGGAGCAGUGUGAGGCCUGGCCUGGUGGUGCCCAAACUCCGCAUCACCAAGGCCCCCCCGUCCACAUACGAGCCUGAGAAAGAGCGGAGGAAGAGUAGCAACAGCAGCGGGCAAUUCCUGCAGAUCCCUAAGUGGAGGUACAAAGAACUGAAAGAGGAGAAGAAGAAAGCAGAAGAGGCUGAGAGGAAAAAGCAAGAGGCCCUCACCAAGAGAAAAGCCUCCAAAGGCAAACGGAAGUAAUUGGGUGUGAUGAGAAUAACUGACGCUGCGAUUUAUGCAGGAUGUGUAAAACUGUCCAUGUUAAAAGUUGACGGUUCACAAUGAUGGUUGCAUCUUCCAGAAUUUACCUUAGCUUGCUAGUAGGGAUGUAAAUGAUUAAUUGUUAACCAACAAAGAGUUUGAUCAACGCUAUUGGUCAGUUACUGGUCAAAGAAUUUACAUCCCUACUUAAUAGCAACCCAUUGAGGAUUCAAGUCAUUGAUCCUUUCAGUGAUCUACAAAAUAUAUUAUAUGAACUGUAUCAUUGGACACUGGCUUGUGCACACUUCUGCAUACAUAUUAAUCAGUCAACUUUUAACAGCGUCAGUUGUUCUCUUUGCACAGGAAUUGUACACACUACUCAUCUGAGGCUGGGCCGAGCCACAGAUGGCACUCAAUACUUGAAAUGUAUUGUGCUUAUUUAUUUUCAUAUUUAUCAUUUUGAAAGCACAUAAUAGUGUUUUUUAAUAAUACUUUAAGCUGUGGCAUGAAGGGUCAAACAGAAUUCAAACACAUUUCAUUCAUUUGUCGAGGUUUGGGUACUAG
Molecule: messenger RNA, 2236 nt
Organism: Colossoma macropomum (tambaqui)
Lineage: Eukaryota; Metazoa; Chordata; Actinopteri; Characiformes; Serrasalmidae
Gene: ankrd33ba
Product: ankyrin repeat domain 33ba
Exons: 4
Coding region: 128-1672 (514 amino acids)
Molecular function (GO): protein binding
Source: RefSeq, a predicted model, not a curated record